AUGUCGCUAUUGCCACAGGAGGUCCAUGUUGCCCUCGCGCAGCUCUUGCUUGCUCUCGCUUCCGCAGACAAUAUCGUUCGAACUCAGGCUGAGGAACAGUUGAAUAAUGAAUGGGUCCAGGGUCGUCCAGAUGUCUUGCUCAUAGGGCUGGCGGAACAAUUACAGGGAGCGGAAGAUGCUGGUACACGAUCGUUUGCCUCCGUUCUCUUCCGUCGGAUAUCGACGCGGUCUAUGAAAUUGGCAAAUUCCACGGAAUCUAAGGAGUUGUUCUUCACUCUUUCACAUGAACAGAGAAUGGCUAUUCGACAAAAGCUGUUGGAGUCGCUCAGCAAUGAGGGCGUAGCCCAUGUGCGGAAUAAGAUUGGUGACGCUGUAGCUGAAAUUGCAGGACAGUAUGCCGAAAAUGGUGAACAAUGGCCUGAGCUUCUGGGAGUACUCUUCCAGGCCAGCCAGUCUAAUGAUCCGGGUGUGCGCGAUUCCGCAUUCCGGAUAUUCUCGACGACACCGGGUAUUAUUGAGAAACAACAUGAGGAUAUGGUUCUAGGUGUUUUUUCGAAGGGGUUCAGAGAUGAGAAUAUUUCUGUCCGAAUAUCCGCAAUGGAAGCGUUUUCUUCCUUUUUCCGCUCCAUCCCUAAAAAGAGCCAGAGCAAAUACUUCUCCUUAGUCCCGGAUGUCCUCAACAUCCUACCACCCUUGAAAGAAGCUGAUGAGAGUGAGGAACUCUCCAAGGCUUUCAUUGCUUUAAUUGAGCUGGCAGAAGUGUGCCCUAAGAUGUUCAAGGCGCUUUUCAACAACUUGGUCAAGUUCAGCAUUAGUGUUAUUGGCGAUAAGGAAUUUGUCUGA
Molecule: messenger RNA, 843 nt
Organism: Paracoccidioides lutzii Pb01
Exons: 4
Coding region: 1-843 (280 amino acids)
Biological process (GO): protein import into nucleus
Cellular component (GO): nucleus; cytoplasm
Molecular function (GO): small GTPase binding; nuclear import signal receptor activity
Source: RefSeq, a predicted model, not a curated record